AUGGUUGGAGCCUUGAAACAAGAGGCUCUCCGUAGCAACACCGGCCCUGAUGGACGGCCACUGUCGGCACAAGAACGCGAACGAUUGCUGCAGCCCUAUCUGCCCGAUGCUUCACCUCGCAACCCCCAGCGAACGCAACCGCUGCGCCAGCUGAUCAAGGCGGGCCUGCACCUCUUGCUGUACAACCUCAUCCAUUUCGCCUUCUCCGUCUACCACCGCUUUCGCGUCGCAUACCACAACCUGAUCGACCGCGUCUUUGCCGUCCUGUACUACCACCACCGUACCCCAGAGUACAUCCAGAAGGAUGUCCACCGCCUGAAGAAGCUGCCCAAGCACCUGUCCGUCAUCCUCGAGCUGGACGACAGCACACGCGACAACUCGAGCCUGGAAGCCCUGAUCCACGAUGUCUGCGAGGUCGCUGCGUGGUCCGCCUGCGCAGGCCUCCUCAAGCAGUCCCUGCCACUCGUACACCGCCGCAUCUCGCGUACCUUGGCUGCUUAUUUCGGUCAUGACAACCCAAACAAGCCAACCCUUUCGCUGGGCGCUCCUCACAUGCAAUCUUUCUCGCCGCCUGCCUCGCCCAAAUCAACCCUCGAUGCCAACUCUUCGAAGUCGCCUCCCCAUCUCUCCAUCCUGCUUUUGUCAGCCUCUGACGGCCGUGGUACCCUCGUUGAUUUGACAAAGACGUUGGCUGAGAUGAGCCAGAAGNGAAAACUUGCUCCCAAGGAUAUUUCUACGGACUUGGUCGAUGCCGAGCUCACCGAGAGCGUCAUGGGCGAGCCUGACCUACUAAUGCUGUUCGCUGAUGGUGUCCAUCUGAAAGGAUACCCUCCGUGGCAGUUAAGGCUCACCGAGAUUUUAUCUUUUCACAUCUGGACUCACAAGUCUCUCGUCAUCUCUCUGACUCCAUCAGAUACGCUAUGCUUCCUCCUGCACGGGCUAAGCCAACAACAAAAGGACGCGCUAUGCAAGGUACAACUCCCUAGGUUCUUACUCAGCUGGUCAUUUCCCGUCAACUCGGACAUCUGGCUAGUCGCUGGCAAGGAAAAGACCGAGAGUUGGUACGAAGAUGCCAAGGACCCCGAGAAGGAUGUCCAAGGCAAGAGGUUCCAAGCACUGGUUGGCAUGUUGGCUCAAGUGCCUCUUUCUUCUGCGCAGCUGGUUCUCUUGGAACAGUUCUCUAUCGGCUGA
Messenger RNA from Aureobasidium vineae, 1191 nucleotides. The record is from the annotation of a GenBank genome assembly. NCBI's taxonomy places the organism in Eukaryota, Fungi, Ascomycota, Dothideomycetes, Dothideales, Saccotheciaceae.